Suillus bovinus is the source of this 684-nucleotide messenger RNA. RefSeq lists its product as uncharacterized. The coding region runs from base 1 to 684 and encodes 227 amino acids. Lineage: Eukaryota; Fungi; Basidiomycota; Agaricomycetes; Boletales; Suillaceae. The transcript has 7 exons. The record is from RefSeq and is a predicted model, not a curated record.
AUGAGCAAACGAAAUCAUUCAUCGAGGAAUACGACUCAAACAACCAACGCAUCUAGUGAAGCAGCAGUUCCUGGAAACUCGCAUCGACCUCGUAGCAAAAUCGGUCAGUUCCUGAAGAAGCUUAAGGAGGAUGCGAAAAUGUUAAGGACGAAUUCCCGCAGCCCUGGCUCUGCUCCCGAAAAUGUCGUUCAUGACGAACGUGCUUCAUCGAACCCGAAUAUCGAGGGUCAGGCUGGUCCGUCCAGUGUAACACCGGAGCCUGAUAUCCAAUUGGCACUUCGGGAUGCACAAGAAUAUACAAAGCACAUGCACUCACUUCCGAGACGUGCGAUAACUGUAGCAUCUGCUGGUCAGGAUGCAGAGAAGGAUCUCGAUACUGCAGACCAGUUUGAGGACACAUAUCUCAAACCCCUCAAGAUAUUUGAUGCUGUUAUCGCAGAGAUUGCGAAUAUACAUCCAUAUGCCAAGAUGGCACUGGGCGUGUUGUCUUGUGCAGCCAAAGAAUCAUUUGUGCAGAUUGUUCUAGCUCAAGCAGAUCGCGACAAAGCAGUACUCAAGCUCGUCGAUAAGCUGUAUGCUCGGCCAAAUCUCGUCGAUGCGCAUUAUCCUUGGACAGAUUUCUCAGCAGACCCUCGAAUGCGCUCAAUUCAUUCAAAAGUAUUCGAAGACCAAGAACUUUUGUGA